Messenger RNA from Symbiodinium natans, 648 nucleotides. Lineage: Eukaryota; Dinophyceae; Suessiales; Symbiodiniaceae. The record is from the annotation of a GenBank genome assembly.
AUGUUUGCCGCCAAUGUGAGCGUAGAUGUCGCCUUCACGUCAUACCAAAAGAGAGCCAUCAAGACGCUGAACUUGGCGCUGGAGGAAAUGGACUGCUUAUGGAUUCCUGUCAUCAAAACUUGGAAGCUGAACGAGCGCAUGUAUGGCGAUCUACAGGGCCUCAACAAGGCCGAAACGGCGAACAAGUUUGGCGAGGAGCAGGUGACUCAGUGGCGGCGGUCGUUCUCGGUGCCACCUCCUCCCAUCAAGGAUGACAGUCCUUACCAUCCGAAGUUGGACCCGAAGUACAAGGAUAUUCCCAAGAAGAAUCUUCCGCUAGCAGAGUCUUUGGCGCUGACCAUCCAGAGAGUCUUGCCCUUUUGGAGGCAGAGCAUUGCGCCACAGCUCCAUAAGGGCAAGAAGGUGCUGAUCGCUGCUCAUGGCAACUCGCUGCGGGCUCUCGUCAAGUACUUAGACAACAUUCCGGAGGACCAGAUCGUGGACGUUAACAUCCCCACCGGGGUGCCAUUAGUUUACCGAUUAAACCGGCAGUUGAAGCCAGUCGAGCUACCUGGGCACGCUGAAGGUUUGAGUGGUGUCUACUUGGGUGAUCCAGAAUGGGUCUCGUCCAAGGUCAACGGUGUGAAGAAUCAGGCCGCGGGACGCUAG